GAGUGAGGUUUAAUGACAAAUAAGGAAGUUUGGGAAACAGCAUGUUGCACACUGUCCGGUGUUUGAUGACAGCUCUUCUCUGAGGUCUCUGUAGUCUCACAAAGUCCAGAUCAGGUAUUCUCCUCCUGCUCAGACUGCUCCUCUGCCGGUUCUCAACAUGGCGUGCUGGGUCAUUCAGGUGAUGAUGAUGAUGCUGCUGUCUGUCUUCAUCAGCAGCUGUCAGGGGAAGAGGGACCAGGUGCUCUACUGCUCAGCAUGCAAAGCGAUAGUUGAUGAACUGAACUACUCCAUCAGUCAGGUGGACCCGAAGAAGAUCAUAAACGUGGGCGGCUUUAGGAUCAACCCUGAUGGGACCAUGAAGGACAAGAAGGUGCCUCUGGCUCGCUCACAGACUCACCUGGCUGAGCUCCUGGAAGGUGUGUGUGACGGCAUGAGUGACUACGCCCUGCACAUGGACCCGGACACACAGAUCAGAGACUACAGGAGGUUUGCUCCACGCAGUGGGGGAGGGGCCGACGCAGACUUCCCGGACUUUAAAAACUUUCAGUUUGACGGCCCCGAGGCAUCUGGAGCGCUGAAGUUUGCAUGUGAGAGCAUCGUGGAGGAUCUGGAAGAUGACAUCAUGUCUCUGUUCAGUGAGGAGAGUCAAGACGUGAAAGACGAGUUAUGUAACGGAGUGUCAGAUUACUGCAGAGGCAGCGCACACACUAACGAGGAGUUAUAGUUUAUGUGAUGAUCAAGAAGAAGCUGUGUUACACUGAGAGGCCUUAACUGAAUCUUAUCUGCUUAAUCACUGAUGUCUUUUUAAUAAAGAAAAUAUGAAAUGAUAA
Labrus bergylta (ballan wrasse) is the source of this 830-nucleotide messenger RNA. RefSeq names its product canopy FGF signaling regulator 1 (gene cnpy1). The record is from RefSeq and is a predicted model, not a curated record. Lineage: Eukaryota; Metazoa; Chordata; Actinopteri; Labriformes; Labridae. Gene Ontology annotation, cellular component: endoplasmic reticulum.